AUGCGUCUAGCGUCCCCCCUCACCUGCUCGUGCUCCCCUCACCUGCUCGUGCUCCCCUCACCUGCUCGUGCUCCCCUCACCUGCUCGUGCUCCCCUCACCUGCUCGUGCUCCCCUCACCUGCUCGUGCUCCCCUCACCUGCUCGUGCUCCCCUCACCUGCUCGUGCUCCCCUCACCUGCUCGUGCUCCCCUCACCUGCUCGUGCUCCCCUCACCUGCUCGUGCUCCCCUCACCUGCUCGUGCUCCCCUCACCUGCUCGUGCUCCCCUCACCUGCUCGUGCUCCCCUCACCUGCUCGUGCUCCCCUCACCUGCUCGUGCUCCCCUCACCUGCUCGUGCUCCCCUCACCUGCUCGUGCUCCCCUCAACUGCUCGUGCUCCCCUCACCUGCUCGUGCUCCCCUCACCUGCUCGUGCUCCCCUCACCUGCUCGUGCUCCCCUCACCUGCUCGUGCUCCCCUCACCUGCUCGUGCUCCCCUCACCUGCUCGUGCUCCCCUCACCUGCUCGUGCUCCCCUCACCUGCUCGAGUGGGGAACGUGGUGAAGAAGGCGGGCGGGGUUGGCGGGGAGGGUUGGGAGAACGCAUGA
This is a messenger RNA of Closterium sp. Naga37s-1, 585 nucleotides long. The record is from the annotation of a GenBank genome assembly. NCBI's taxonomy places the organism in Eukaryota, Viridiplantae, Streptophyta, Zygnematophyceae, Desmidiales, Closteriaceae.